AUGGCUUUCACCUUUCACUCCAACACCUUCUCCAGUAUCAUUGAUACUUCUACAACCCAGCCAAUGUCCUCUACAGCUCUCAACUUCUUCGCUGCACUACAUGAAGGAGGCCUCAAGGUUUACAGAGCCUCGGAAUUGGGGCUUUUGGAUGUGAAGGUUCGAAUAGCCGGGGUUGGCGGUAGUGCCUUCAUUGAAAUCGGACGCCUGUCCAAAAAGAAACUCGUUGCGGUGAAACGAAGCCGGGAGCUCUCUGAGCCGAAGUUAACUCCAGCUGCCUUUAACAAGCACUUUGACCAGUUAGUACUUGAACUACGAAUCCUGGGGCAGAGGAAGAUGAGAAAGAACCCCUAUGUUGUGAACAUGCUUGGAGUGUGCAUAGAUGAACUUAAUGGCGCACCAUCACUCGACCUAGUCUAUGAAUACUCCAGCUUAGGAUCCCUGACUUCUUUUCUGAUAUCUUACGCAGAAGCAAUAUCUACUACCCAAUGCAUUCAGUUAAUCCUCCAUGUUGCCAAAGGUCUUGCAGCGUUUCAUGACUUGAAGAUAUGUCACGGCGACGUAAAGACGCAGAAUGUCCUUGUCUUCCCCUCAAACAAUGCUGAAGACGCAUGGGUCGCUAAGAUUUCCGAUUGUGGUGGUUCACUUAUCGCUCCUCAAGAUGAUCCAUCCGCCAAACUCGAGCCUCGUAUUGGUACUCGUCUCUUGAAUGCCCCAGAAAUCAGGAAAGGCCAAUAUCCAAUAGGUAGUUGGAUCACGAUUGAAGGUGCUAUGCUCACAGAUAUAUUUUCCUUUGGCCUUCUUGUAUGGGAAGUAUUGAAUGGUGGCAAAUCCUUCCUCGAUCCCCGCUGGGUUGGACCUUGCUUGAACGACAUGGACAUUGACUCCAUUGAAGAGUUGUUGAACAAUCUGCCAAACAAUAAACUUCAAUUUCAUGGCUUGGAGUUUAUUGGAGCCUUGGACCUUGAGGAAUCUUCCUACGAUCGUCUCUCCUUAUUGCUCAAAGGAGCAUUACAAGAUGAUGCAGAAUCUCGAGAAUCUAUGGAGAAGCUGGCCGAAAUUCUUGAAGGGCCAGUCCUAGAGACAUCUGAAGACUUAUCCGAGAUUCUUGAGGAUUCAUCAUCUGAAAGCCUCGGGGAGAUUUUAGCAGAGGUUUUUAAUAUCUCUUUAUCAUCCUGGACUACAAGUCACUCACUAUAUGAGGUACUUGAUCACGGCAAAAUGCAAGGAUAUGAUUUCAGCAAUGAUUUACCACUAGCUCUCCGUGAGCGUAUCCUGUCAGAACUAAAGGCCUUAGCUACAAGUAAAGCACUUUCACAGAUUGCCAGGGCCCAUGCUGCCAUGAUUGUGUCAGAAUGUUACACUAUCGGCUUUGCUGGACGGCACGACCUCAACGAAGUUCUAUCCUGGAUCAAUACUGCGUCUAUAGAAGGCUUAGAGAAAGCUAGUCUAUGGCACUACCGCAUUUUUGACACCUUUGACAUUGAUCCUCCGGCUCGUACCAACUUUGAAAUAAGCUUGUUCGAUGACAGAACACUUUUCUCGUUACCCUCACCCCUCUACCUCAUAGGGAGAAUUCAUCUUUUCAAUACGACGAUAUUGCAGAUCACUCGGGAAUCGAUAAGCCUUCAUCGGGACUCUAAGCUAUACUCUCUAAGCGGCACUUUCAGUGUGCCCCUUUUUAACGAUACAAUGGUUGAUGAAAUAGUGCCGUUGCAUUUGGCUGCAUGGUUUGGAGACAAUGAAGCGGUCAAAAUACUGCUACAGCAUACUUCACCGUCCUUGGAGUCCAAACUUGGUCUCAAUGCUGUACAUUAUGCCUGCCUAGGUGGUCAUUUAUCCACUCUACAGAUCUUACUACAGGGUGGUACUCCGAUAAGGGCAUCGGAUAUUCUCGACAUUACGCCGCUUCACUUUAGUAUAUUCUUUAUGCCCGAAGACCUCCAGAAUGCCGUCGAACUACUACUUGACAGGAGUACAUCCCUUGCAACAUUCUCAACGAAGACACUUAAAUGGGAUGCUCACGACCUAUCUCUCCAAGGAACUGCACUAUAUUGGGCUGUAUCUACUAGAUAUAGAGAUUUAGUCAAGCUUUUGGCGCCACAUCACAAAUUUCCUGACUAUGGAUGUCUUUCGAGAGCCAUAGGCAGUUUCUUUUGGGAGAUUAUAGAAGAUCUACUCCCGUACUUUGAGGGGGAUCCCGAGCUGUCCAAUGACCUCACAUGCCUCCAAACUAUUUCUCGUCCCUUUUUCCAUUGGAUAGCUCAUGGACGCGAGGGACCACAUGCCAUUGCAAAAACAGUUGAAUUAUGCAAGAGAUAUGAGCUCCUGGGAUCCAAUCAGGACGGGUCCACGCAUCUCCAAACAUUGGUGUCUAAUGCGUUAACUGAAGAUGACCUUCGAUUAGUCCAAGCUGUGAUAUCCACCUCUUCCGAUUGCUACAUAAAGCAAACCAGGUCUAGUAUAUACGCAACCCCGAUAUUAGAUACAGCCCUUCAAAUAAGUAAACAUAACGAAACAUGGUCUGAUACCAUACGAGAAAUCGCAAGUCAUUACACAAUUGAUGAGUUGCAGGAUCAUACUGGCGUAUUCGGGUCCGGAAACUAUCUUGCGACUGCAGUCCAGUAUGAUUCAGUGGUCGGUGCUCGGAUCUUGUUGGAGAUGGGGGUAGACGUGAACAAGCCCAGCUCCAGUGACCCUCUUUCUACGGCUAUCUUUGACGCUAUAUCAAUGUAUGCGUCUUCAGAGAUGAUAUCGCUUCUUAUAGCGAAAGGAGCAGACCUACUCGCCAAACACCCCAUGACAGGAACAUCGCCAUUGCAAUGGCUUAUCAUGGGACGUGGACAGCAAGUACUUCUUGACAACCUCUUGAACCACGACUAUCCAGACGCAGUAUACAUCCAAUCAUUGCAAUUGGCACUAGAAGGUACUCUUCUGCAACUUUCACGACCUGAAAGGUAUCGAGCAGACAGUCACGAGGUCUUCCGCUACCUUCUUACACAAGAAAGAUUCACAAGAUAUAUCAACACGGCAGAUAGCAACGGUCGAACCUUGAUCCAGAGGGCUUCUUUCGCCCUGAGUUCUACCAGUGUGCGCCUCUUGCUCGAUGCUCAAGCAGAUGCAAACAUUGCUUUUCAAUGUGCCCAGGGGCAAGUCUUACCUUUGCAGAUUGCCUGUUCUCAGGGGAGAGGCCUAUAUGCUAUUUCAAUGCAAACAACUAUUAAAGACAGCAGGCUGAAUCGAGAACGGAGAUCUAAUGCGAUGGAUGUGGCUGCUGAGCUGUUGAGAUGGCAUCAUGCGCGAGGGGACCUCACGUUUCAAGGUAUAACCGAGCUUCAUUUGGCCUGCCGAAUGGCCAUAGAACAAGAAAUAGCAAGGUUGAUGGAAAAUGGCUACGACCCGAAGGCCAAAGGUUCAUGGCCAGGCAUUGAGCAGCCAAUCACACCACGGGAUCUACUAGAACUUGACAUACAAGACUCUACUAUGGCAAACACAUUUCGAUAUAAUUCGUUAUGGGAGACCGAGUUCGAGAUAGCAGACGCAGGGUCUCCUUCCUGGAGAAACCGCGAUGAGACAUCGUCGUUGUCCUCGAUUUCGGAUCAUAGCGAUCUCUCCUUUCACUAA
Messenger RNA from Annulohypoxylon truncatum, 3621 nucleotides. RefSeq lists its product as uncharacterized. Gene Ontology annotation, biological process: protein phosphorylation. The transcript has 3 exons. The record is from RefSeq and is a predicted model, not a curated record. The coding region runs from base 1 to 3621 and encodes 1206 amino acids. Lineage: Eukaryota; Fungi; Ascomycota; Sordariomycetes; Xylariales; Hypoxylaceae. Gene Ontology annotation, molecular function: protein binding; ATP binding; protein kinase activity. Gene Ontology annotation, cellular component: cytoplasm; nucleus.